UUGAAGCAGCUGGAGGAGUCAAACGUAGCUCUCGAGGAACUAAAGCAGCAGAUCACAAAGCAGGCGGAGGAACUACAACAGAAGAAUGAGUUCAUAACAUUACUCAAGACCAAGCUCGACUACAAAGAUGAAGAGAUCUCUGAUCUCAGAUCUCGAGUUGAUCAGUUGGGAAGGCAGUCUGAUAUGUGGCACGAACGCUUCAUUACUGCAAACUCAUCAUACAAAGAAAGAAGCCACUUGUUGACUACUGUAAUUAAAUACUUAUCUUUAUAA
Trichomonas vaginalis G3 is the source of this 273-nucleotide messenger RNA. RefSeq names its product single helix bin domain-containing protein. Lineage: Eukaryota; Parabasalia; Trichomonadida; Trichomonadidae. The transcript has a single exon. The record is from RefSeq and is a predicted model, not a curated record.